This is a messenger RNA of Rhododendron vialii, 1619 nucleotides long. RefSeq lists its product as uncharacterized. Bases 40 to 1428 code for a protein of 462 amino acids. NCBI's taxonomy places the organism in Eukaryota, Viridiplantae, Streptophyta, Magnoliopsida, Ericales, Ericaceae. The record is from RefSeq and is a predicted model, not a curated record. The transcript is spliced from 7 exons.
AAGAAGUCGACUGGAGAGAACGAAAGGUUGUGCAGAGAAAUGGCUUCGUCUAUUCCGUCACUCCUCUUAGCUUCGCCGCCACCUUCUUCAUGUUCAGUACGCACCAGACGAAAUUCUACCCAACGAGAGAUCACAGGAGGGAAUCGGAGAGGAAUAACUCAUCGGGUUUUCAUCACGGCGGCGGCGGCUUCAACGAAAGUUGAUGUACCUCCACAGAAAUUACCAAAAUUGGUUACCUUUUUAGGUAAAGGCGGCUCUGGAAAGACCACUUCCGCCGUUUUCGCCGCUCAGCAUUAUGCAAUGGCUGGGCUUAAAACAUGUUUGGUGGUACAUUCCCAAGAUCCCACUGCUGAUUAUCUCCUAAAUUUUAAGAUUGGAACUUCUCCUACCACAUGCAACUACAACCUUUCGGCUGUUAGGCUGGAAACUACUAAAAUGUUGCUUGAACCUCUUAAUCGGCUGAAGGAAGCAGAUGCUCGGCUUAAUAUGACCCAAGGAGUGCUAGAAGGGGUUGUGGGAGAAGAGCUUGGAGUUCUCCCUGGCAUGGACGCAAUAUUUUCAGCCUUAGCACUUGAGAGGCUUGUAGGAUUCUAUGGGAAUGUAGCUCAAAAAAACCGGCAGAAAGAUAAAUUUGAUGUGAUUGUAUAUGAUGGUUUAGGUACUGAAGAAACUAUACGGCUGAUUGGUACCACUAGCAAAGCAAGAUUGUACUUGAAAUAUUUGCGGAAUUUGGCUGAAAGAACUGAUCUUGGAAGGCUGGCUGGUCCCUCUCUCUUGAGACUUGUGGAGGAUGCUAUUAGUUUGAGUGGCGGAGACUCCCGUCUCAAUGGGAAAAUGAGUGCUGAAAUUUGGGACAAUCUGGAACAAACUCUGGAGCGAGGAUCUUCUGUAUUUGAGGAAACAAGUAGAUUUGGCUGCUACCUCGUGAUGGACCCAAACAGUCCGACUUCUGUGAACUCCGCAUUACGGUUUUGGGGGUGCGCAAUCCAAGCUGGUGCAGAGGUUUCUGGUGCAUUUGGUGUUGCAUCUCCAAAUUCUUCUGGGGAAUCAAUUGGAACUGUGAAGAAGAACUUUUCGCCAUUGCCUUGUUCGCUCAUUCCACAUCUCUCAGUGAUUCCCUCUCCAGAUUGGAAUGAGAUUAUGCUGAAUGAGACCAGUGCACAUGCAAAAGAACUUCUCUCUCUGAAUACAAGACAUAACAUCGCUGUUGUACCUUCAGUCAGGUUUGAUCCUGCCAAUAAAUCAGUGACUCUAUUCAUGCCAGGUUUUGACAAGUCAGAAAUCAAGCUAUACCAAUUCAGGGGAGGAUCAGAGUUGCUGGUGGAAGCAGGGGACCAAAGACGUGUCAUCGGCCUGCCGUCUCAAAUUCAAGGAAAGGUGGGAGGUGCCAAGUUUACUGAAAGAAGUCUUGUAAUCACUAUGCGAUAGUGUAUGCAUUUUUUCUUUGUUGGGAGGGGGGAAGAGAGAGAGACGUUCUUUUUUAAUUAGAGAGUUGCAGAUGUUCUCCAACUAUUUUGUGCAUUGUAGUAUGGCGUUAAAUAGAUUGUAAUCAGUUUUUCUUGAUUGGGAAGGAAAGCGAGAGUUGAGCAUUUUAAGUUUAAGUUGAUAUUUAUCCAUCA